AUGAAUAAACCAUGUGAAGUCGAUUUAGACAUAGCACGAACAUCUAAAGGACCACGUGAAUACAUUUAUAAUUUAUUAUCAAAAAAUAAUCCACAAGUAAUUAAUCGACGCUAUUGUCUACCAAAAAUUAAAACAAAUCCUAAACUUUAUGAUGAAGAAAUUAAAAAGUAUCCAGCUAAAACAAUGGGACCACCAUCAAAAUAUGAACGUCUCCCACCAAUUAUUAAUGGUGAUGGUGAUGAUGACAACAACGAGUUGAACAAAAAACCGUAUGACUACUUAAAAAAACACUCGAAAAAACCAUAUACCACAUUGGAUGCAUUGAAAACAGCUCAUUGGAAGGAUAAAUGUCAUCGACAACCGCCAAUUCCACCGGUAGAAGUUAAAACUAUUAUGACUGAAGAUGGUACCCAAGUAACUGUCCCGAUAAAAUGUCUUAAAACACGUAGACGUUCUAUCAAUUGGAUAACGCAUAAUGCAAUUGCUACCAUAAUAGCUAAACCAGGCAGUCGAUUGCCACCAGAGCCACGUAAAGCUAUCGUGGAUACACGUUUUGGCGAUAAAUAUCUUUUAGCCAAUCAUCGGACUCGAUGUGGUUUAGAAUUAUUUUAUGUUUAUGGAAAAGAAUUUGGUAAAAUACCCAGAUAUUUAAAACGACGUAAAAAUUUGAUUGAAAAGACAAAAGCGAAUUUAGCGCAUUAUUUUAAUGAGAAAGCGUUGCAGAAUUCAGAUUACCUCCUGACGCAUACACAACGUGAACAAUUGUUGAAUGGAUUAAAAUCCACCUGGGAAAGAUAUAAUCGAAAGUAUCUAGGCUUGGCAUCAAUUAAUGAUACGCUUAAAGGUAAAGCGUACAAACUGUACUUAGAGAAACAAUUGGAUGAGUUGAAAAAGGAUGUUGAACUAAUUGAAAAGCAUGAAUUUAUUUUUAUUGAAGCACCGAAAGAGACCAAAUCACGUAUCAAAGAUAAUCAGAGUAUUAUCUGUGCUUAA
Molecule: messenger RNA, 993 nt
Organism: Trichobilharzia szidati
Lineage: Eukaryota; Metazoa; Platyhelminthes; Trematoda; Strigeidida; Schistosomatidae
Source: the annotation of a GenBank genome assembly